Molecule: messenger RNA, 1992 nt
Organism: Coccomyxa subellipsoidea C-169
Lineage: Eukaryota; Viridiplantae; Chlorophyta; Trebouxiophyceae; Coccomyxaceae
Product: chorismate synthase
Exons: 8
Coding region: 94-1383 (429 amino acids)
Biological process (GO): aromatic amino acid biosynthetic process; chorismate biosynthetic process
Cellular component (GO): cytosol
Molecular function (GO): FMN binding; chorismate synthase activity
Source: RefSeq, a predicted model, not a curated record
CCUGAAUUCGUUUUACAUCAAUUUAAUAGCCUUACAUUCGUCCCUUCCACAACACUUGAACUGGCUCCAAUUUGUUUCAAGCACUCUUCCGCCAUGCGAACCUCGCAGGUUUUAUGCGGCGUGCAGCCCUCCAGCCUGCAUAAACUGACACAUGGGUAUCGCACGAUCCCAAGGCCCUCUCGUCAAACGAAGGUCAUCACGAAAGCGGCUGGGAGCACUUUCGGUCACUCCUUUAGGGUUACGACAUUUGGAGAGUCCCAUGGCAAGGGCGUUGGCUGUGUGAUCGAUGGCGUGCCACCCAGACUUCCCAUCACAAAGGAGGAAAUACAGGAAGAAUUGGACAGGAGAAGGCCAGGUCAAAGCCGCAUCACGACGCCGAGGAAGGAGUCAGACACAUGCGAGAUCUAUUCUGGUGUCUCAGAUGGUAUUUCGCUGGGCACUCCCAUCUGCAUCAUGGUCCCCAACACCGACCAGAAGUCACAGGACUACUCAGAGAUGUCCGUGGCGUACCGUCCAUCCCACGCGGACGCAACGUAUGACAUGAAGUACGGCAUCAGAGCGGUGGCAGGUGGAGGCAGGUCAUCUGCGCGCGAGACCAUCGGCCGAGUGGCUGCAGGCGCCAUCGCCAAGAAGCUCCUUCGCAUCGUUGCUGGUGUCGAGGUGCUUGCAUAUGUGAGCAGGGUGAAAGACGUGGGCUGCACUGUCGACAACUCCACGUUCACUCUGGCAGACAUUGAAGCCAACAAAGUUCGCUGCCCUGACGCCGAAGCCGCCAAGGCCAUGUACGCAGCGAUCGACGAGGUGCGGGUGCGCGGCGAUUCGUGCGGAGGGGAGGUGACUUGUGUGGUCCGCGCCUGCCCAAAGGGCCUCGGAGCACCGGUCUUCGACAAACUUGAGGCCGAACUGUGCAAGGCCUUCAUGUCUCUCCCCGCCUCCAAGGGCGUGGAGAUUGGCAGUGGCUUCAGCGGCUCGGAGAUGCUAGGCAGUGAGCACAAUGACGAGUUCUUCAUGGACGAUGGAGUCAUCCGCACGCGCACCAACAGGUCGGGGGGAAUUCAGGGGGGACUCUCCAAUGGCGAGGACAUCGUGGCCAAGAUAGCAUUCAAGCCAACAUCCACAAUCAGCCGAAAGCAGAACACCGUGAGCCGCAACGGAGAGAUGGUGGAACUGAUUGCGAGAGGCCGCCACGAUCCCUGUGUCGUGCCGAGGGCUGUUCCCAUGGUUGAGGCAAUGGCUGCGCUUGUUCUGGCCGACCAGCUGCUGCAGCACUACGCUCAGUGCGAGCUACUGCCGCGCAAUACCGGGUGCAGCCCAGACAUUUCGAUCGCUCGCCAGUUCCGCCAAUUUGUCGCUGAGUACGAGGCGGCGGUGGCUCCUGUUUGAAUUUGAAAGCAAGGGCUACACGCCGAUAAAAGCUGAUGCAUGCUGAUUCGUAAGGCUGAGAAGCUGUGAGUGUUUGAAGCAUGAGAUUUCAAAUGUAAGCCUGAAGUUCUUAUCUAGCCGGUGCUGCAAGGAAAGACAGGUGUUUGUCUUUCUCCCGGCUGUCCGGGAGCAGCACAAGUUUCAAGGUUUCACAAGUUUCGAGUUUAUAUACUAACGUAUUCUCGGUUGACUCAAUCCUGCUCGGAUCCUGCAGAUGAUCCGCAAAACGGGGUUUGGUUUUGGUGCAGCCUUUGCCUGCAGCUGGUCUGCAGAACGCACUGUGCCUUUUCUUUCCUCUGAUGAUGUUCAAUACUGUCCUAGAAAAUUGUUUGCCUGUGUGUUUGCCUGCUGCUGGCGUUUUCUUUGUUUCUGUAUGUACCUGUGUGUAGAUUCAAUGCGAGUAACCGCGUCAAGAGGCAAUCAAGCUGUUGUACAAUACACUAGGUAGCAAUUUUGCGUGCAACAUGCAUGGCCCUCUGGGCUCUGAGUUCGCCACUUAUAAAGAUUUUUAAUAUAUGAUUAUGCAUGCAACACAUCAGCACUGUCUUGUAAAUACUGAACGUCGGUCAC